UCUCCAAGCCGCUCCGUCUUCAAGCGUCGACCGAGCCAGUCCAACACCCAGGUGGCUGCGUCCAACCCGUCUUCUCCACCGCGCGUGUCUCCCGACCGAGAGCACCCUCCACCGCUGCCAGAUAUGUCCGCCAGCGCAGUUGCUACACCAAACGGGGUGGCUUCUUCCGCCAGCUCCAUCAAUGUCAAGAAGGACAAGCACUUUCCGGGCCCUCUGCAUGACUUGAAGCGGUUCCUGAACCAUCACAUGCCUCAUCCGCACGGGCAUAAUCACAGUGCGUCCACUACUCCCGGUUCCAUGCUGCAGACUCCGCCUGCGGAUGCCAGCGUCGCCACACUCGACCAGCGUCGUGGCGUGCACUUCGACCAGUCGGGCUUGUUGGAUGCAGCAGGCGUCGAGGCGCCUGCAGGCUAUCAUAGCACUGUCCCCGGCACACCGGCGAACAAUGAGUCGACAGACUACGUCAACGGUACUCCGGAAUCAGGAAAGCAUACAUCGCGCUUCUCGACCUUCUUGAAGAAGGAUCGGAAGGAGAAGGAGGACAAGGAUAAACAUCUGAGUGAAGGACGUGUCCGGCCAUCGCGCAAAUCGAGCAUGGCCAAAACACCCUCGCCAGGCGCGUCCGAUGCGACUGGCAGCGGCAGCAGCAAGCGCAGCUCGCGCUCGCCGUCGCGGACUAUCGACUCUCAGUCGAGCCCACCGGCCUCCGGCUCUGGCUCGCCGACCUCGACUGCGCCGACGACGGCCCCGCCCACGUCGGGCUCUGGCCACUCAGGCGAGACAUCCAAGCAGUUUGCCGCUCCGUCGGUACACCGCGAUGGGCAUACGCCAGGCUACGUCGUACCGAGCCUCUCGUCCGCCACGCACGCGCAUUUGAGCAAAAAGUACGGCAAGUGGGGUCGUGUGCUCGGCAGCGGUGCUGGGGGUACUGUACGUCUGAUCAAGGCGCCGACGAAGCAGGGCGGUACGACGUUUGCUGUGAAGGAGUUCCGGCCUAAGCGGCAAGGCGAGAGCGAGCGGGAGUACCAGAAGAAGGUCACUGCGGAGUUCUGUGUGGGCAGUACGCUCAAGCACAAGAACAUCAUCGAGACGGUGGAUAUCGUGACGGAUCACGGGCACUACUAUGAGGUCAUGGAGUACGCACCAUACGAUUUGUUCAGUGUGGUCAUGUCUGGAAGCAUGUCGCGUCCGGAGAUAUACUGCGUCUUCCGGCAAAUAUGCGACGGCGUCGAGUACCUGCACUCGCUGGGGCUCGCGCACCGUGACCUCAAGCUCGACAACUGCGUCAUGACGAAGAACAACGUCGUGAAGCUCAUCGACUUUGGCACCGCGACGGUAUUCCACUAUCCGGGCAAGAAGACGACGCUCGCGACGGGCGUCGUCGGGAGCGACCCAUACCUCGCGCCCGAGGUGCUCAACGCAGAUAGCUAUGACCCGCGCAAAACGGACGUGUGGAGUGUCGCCAUCAUCUUCAUGUGCAUGGUGCUCAGACGGUUCCCGUGGAAAAUCCCGGACCCGAAGUCGGAUGCAAGCUUUAGAGCGUUCGUCCAGGCGCAUCCCGACCUCUGCGAGAAGCCGAAGGAGACACCGAAGAUCGAGUGUGCGAAGCCCGAGGCGUGCAAGAAGCACCAGGAGAAGAGCGAGACGGAGGCAGAGCCGCCGCAGAACUCGACCGCUCCGUCGAUCGCGCCUUCAAAUACGUCCGUCGCGCCGUCGAAUGCAUCCACUGCCCCGUCGGAGAAGCUGUCGCGAGACGGCUCGCACUCGUCGGGCUCGGGAACGUCUGAUGAGGAGUUGGACUCCCGCCGCAACAUGCUGGGCUCGAGUGUCCUCUCGCGCUCCACAGCGACGCUGCCCGCUGUGUUCCUGAACAGCCCUACCGGUGCACAGUCGGAUCCGGACCCCUCCGUGCGCACCUUUGCGCGCCCUGCCGACUCGACAGAGUCCCUGCCCGCCCCGCCGUCGCCACAACUGUUCUUCAAGCCUCCCCCUGUGCACUCCGAUUCCGGCCUGACAGCCCUCGCGCUCCCGGCUGCAAGGAUGGACAACAAGCGCACGAAAGAGUCCACCUCUAGCUCUGCGACGGACACGCAGAAGAAGGAGCGUGCGCGGGAAGCACAGCGCGUGUCCACCGAGGCCGCCCAGGGUGCUGUGACGGAGUCGCAGAAGUCUCAGUCGAGUGCGAGCGCGACGAGCGCGAACCCGAAGCCGUCGACGACCACGCCUACGCCGGGCAAGAAGGACCAGAACGCCACCAUCCGGCCCCGGCGGCGCGCAGACAGCAGAGCCAGCGUCGCUACGUUCCACCAAGGCGGCGCAGAGUCUAUCUUCCGCUUGCUCCCUCGCGAGUCGCGUUCCGCCAUCCGUCGCAUGAUGUACAUCGAGCCCUCGGCAAGGUGCACGCUCACCGACCUGCUCUACGGCAAGGGCAAGUCGGACGACCUGCUCUGCGGGUGCCACUCGCACGCGCGCGACAGCCCGGCCUGCCAGGACCACGCACACGCGCUGGAGGACCAGGACGACGGAGAUCCGUGGCUGCGGAGCAUCGCGCCGUGCUCGGAGCCCGGCGUGAAGCCGAACCACACGCAUAUCAAGGUGGCGGUCGACGAGAAGCAGGGCAAGCGGAGGUUCUUUUAG
Messenger RNA from Rhodofomes roseus, 2637 nucleotides. RefSeq names its product Pkinase-domain-containing protein. The transcript is spliced from 2 exons. Gene Ontology annotation, biological process: intracellular signal transduction; protein phosphorylation. Lineage: Eukaryota; Fungi; Basidiomycota; Agaricomycetes; Polyporales; Fomitopsidaceae. Gene Ontology annotation, molecular function: protein serine/threonine kinase activity; ATP binding. The annotation marks the transcript as partial. The record is from RefSeq and is a predicted model, not a curated record.